GGGCCCCGCGCUGCCGGAAGCAGACGUGUGCGUCGGCAGGAACGGGAAGCGAUGGCGGCGGCCGAGGCCGAGUGGGAGCCGGCGGGGCUGCUGCCCGCCCCGGGGGGCGGCCUGGACUGGGAGGCCGUGCUGGGCGAGGAGCUGAGCGAGCUGCUGGGCGCCGCGGCCCCGAGGGACGAGCCGGAGGAAAAUGAUCUCUAUAACUUUCAUUUUGAUUUGGAUUUGAUGUCUUGGGACUCGGACCUUUGGAAUAUUACAGGCCAUGCUUAUGAAGAUGCAAACGUGAAGACAGAACCUUUGUCACCAGCCGCCUCCAGCUGCUCGGUCCCCUCGCCACCGUCUGUGGACUCUCCAGUGCAGAAUGUGCCUGAUGAUGUGGACUUCAGCUGUAGCUCCCAGAUGUCUCCCAUCUCUCUCUACAGCAAGAGCUGCAAAAGCCCUGCAUCCCCAGAAGGAGAUGGGGGGAAAAAGCCUGCUGUGAGCAUCUCUUCUCGAUCUGCAAAUAAUUCUGCGAGGAGCCUGAAGAGGUGUGGUCAGACAGUGUCCAGGCCUUUGAUACAGCCCAAACCCCUUUUGCCUGCUGUGCCUGAAGCUCAGGCUAACAUUGGCAUCCCAGCUAAAACCAUCAUUAUCCAGACUCUUCCCACACUUGUGCCCCUGCCAAAGAAUCAGCCAGUUGUUAACAUCCAGCCAGCCCCUCCUAAAGGUCCAUCCGUGGUGCUGCCCCAGCCUGCUGUGGUACAGCUCCAGGCUUCAGGGGUGCUUCCUGCCUCCCAGCCUGUCAUUGCAGUGGCAGGAGGGGCCCCAGCACUUCAGAACCACACGGUGAAUGUGCUGUCUCCAGCUGCUGGGAGCGGCUCCAGCAGCGCCAAAAUCCCGGUGACGAAGCCCCUGCUGCAGAGCAGCGCCCCGGCCGCGGGGCUGGACGUCAAUGUCCUGAGGCGGCAGCAGCGCAUGAUCAAAAACCGGGAGUCAGCCUUCCAGUCACGCAAGAAAAAGAAGGAAUACAUGUUGGGACUGGAGGCCAGGCUGGAGGCAGCCCUGCUGGAGAAUGAGAAACUCAAGAAAGAAAACAGCACGCUGAAGAGGCAGCUGGAUGAAGUGGUAUUAGAGAACCAGAAGCUCAAAGUAUCAUCUCCAAAGAGAAGAACACUGUGUGUGAUGGUGAUAUUGGCCUUUAUAAUGUUGAAUUAUGGUCCAUUGAGUGUAUUUGAAAAGGAUCCCAAUGGAGCAGAAUCCACUGUGAGUUCCAACCACCGGACCAGAAAUCUUCUGGAGUUCUCAGCUGGCCAGGAGUCCAGCUCAGCUCAGAGGGUACCUGAGGGCAUCAUUUCCGAGAAGAGCAAUAGGUAUGACCGUUCUGUGUCUGACAACAAAGCACUAAUGAUAGUCUCAGAAGAACCACUGUUAUAUAUUUCACCCCCACCACCCCCCUGCCGGCCCCUGAUCAACAGGACAGAGUCACUGAGGCUGACCCACGAGCUGCGAGGAUGGGUGCACAGGCACGAGGUGCAGCGGACGCGCUCCCGGCGGCUCAUCAACAGCCAGCAGCAACAGCAGCAGCGAGCUCGAGUGCCACAGAGCUCCCUCAGUGACAAAGCAGAUUCCCAGCUAAUGGCCAUGCCUUACACAGACACCAGUCUCAGCAGGAGCUCAGGGAAUGAGCUGCAGGUGUAUUAUGCCUCCCCCAGGAGCUAUCAAGACUUCUUUGAAGCAAUUCACCGAAGGGAGGACACGUUCUAUGUGGUGUCAUUCCGCAGGGACCACCUGUUACUCCCAGCCACCACACAUAACAAGACCAGGAGACCAAAGAUGUCUAUAGUGCUGCCAGCUGUAAACAUCAAUGAGAACGUGAUCAACGGGCAGGACUAUGAGGUGAUGAUGCAGAUUGACUGCGAAGUGAUGGACACCAGGAUCCUCCACAUCAAAAGUUCUUCUGUCCCUCCGUACCUGCGCGAGCAGCGCAGGAAUCACAGCGGCAGCUUCUUCAGCUCGUCCCCCUCGGUCCCCGAGACGCCGCACGCCCUCAGGGCCAUCGUCAAAUCCCUUCGGUAGCUCCUGUGGCAGCCACCUGCUGCCUCCAGCCCUUCCCUGGCAGCUCCUGGGGCUCCUGGCCCAGUUCCUGGCCAGUUCCUUCAGCCCGUUCCUGUGCCUGACCCGAGCCAGUGGCCGCAGCCUGCCCGGGGCUGCACGGCUCAGCUGCCUGGGGCCAGUCCUGGGCCCUGCUGGCCAUGGGCUAUCCCUGCUGCGUGUCCACUGGCCACAGCUGGGGCUUCUGGGGCCUGCUGACCAUGGCUAUCCCUGCUGCGUGUCCACUGGCCACAGCUGGGGCUUCUGGGCCCUGCUGGCCAUGGCUAUCCCUGCUGUGUGUCCACUGGCCACAGCUGGGGGUUCUGGGCCCUGCUGGCCAUGGGCUAUCCCUGCUGUGUGUCCACUGGCCACAGCUGGGGGGUCUCUCCUGGGUUUGUCCCCGUGAGGCUGCUGGAGCUGGGCAGGUGAGCCAGAGCCAAGGCAGCAGAUGCCCACCCCUGGGAUCGUGGCGCUCUCCCCGCAGUUCCUGGGCAGCCCGAGGAUGCCCUGUCCAGCCCCCAGCUGCUGGGCCUGACCACACAGCCCCUCUCCUCAUCAUUCCCUGCCCAAAUCCUGCCAGUGCACGAGGCCCUGGGAUGCAGCAGCGUGGUGGGGCAGCCCAGCCCAGCCGCCCAGGAGGGUGCUGGGACCCUGCUCUCACCACUAAAGCACCAGUUCUGCUGAGAACAGCCCCUCGAGGCACUGCCAGCACCUGCCUGGCUCUCCAGGAUCCUGCUGCUGCCUUCCCCGGCCCGUGGGGCUCCAUGGCUGAGGGCUUGGCCCAAAGGAAGUGAUUUCAUGCAGCAGAUGCAUUUGUAAAGUUUGGGUUUUUUGAGUUUGUUGGGUUUUUUUCUUCCUGGUUUUUGUUUGCGUGGGUUUUUUUGUGUGUGCUAUUUAAUGCUUUCCACUGCUAACAACAGACCAUGGCCCUGCUGGGGCAGAGGGGCUGCUUCAGUUCCGUGGGACACAGCCACAGCACCUUCUCCUGGAGCCUCACACACGCUCAGCCCCACACACCCCUCUGCCCUGCUAGCACUGACACCCCUGGGCAGGGGGGGAAUGUUCUGUUCACCCCAAACGCUGACUGCAGCCAAGUGCUGCCGCUGCAGAGCGUCUGUGGAGCUCUGUCCACUGAUCUGUCCCUGUUUGUCAGCAGAGCCAGGCUGGAGCUGGGCCCAGCAGCUCCAGCACACUGGUGCUCGGCUGGGAUGGGCUGCCAGCACACCAUUAGCCUUGUGUAAUGACUCCAGCAUGUUGUUACAUUAUUUUUUCUCCCCUGGGCAGUUUGCACAGAAGAUGAUGAGUUUCAGUUUGCCAGCCAGCUGCCAUUCCUUCAUGCUCUGAGCGCUAACCACCUCAUGUGGGGUUUUUAAUUAUUAUUAUUAUUAUUAUUAUUAUUAUUCGUGCAUGUGUGUGGCUGUUAGGAAAUAAAGGUUGAUCCCACAGCAAGACAAACAGCUGCAGGGCAGGGAGGAGGAGGAUGAGGAGCAGUUCCCCCCUGUGCAGUGUGUGCCCUGCAGCAGUGUGGAAGAGCUGUGCCCUUUGCCACGUCCUGCAGGCAGCGCAGGCCCCGUCCUGGCGGCGCUGGCGCUGCUGGAAGGAGCCGGGCUGGGCUCUCUGCUCACACCCCUUCACUUUCCUGGCCUGGCCCCACCUGAGCGUGGGCCAGCUCACACAACAGGCAGAAAUGACAACCCCAGCGGUGCCCCAGGCAGGGGCUGCUGGCUGCUCUGGGGAGCUGGGGAGGGCACCGGGUGCUGGCUGGGCUUGGCACGGCAGGAAGGGAGGGCUGCUGGGGGCUGGGGGCUGCUGUGGCACCACAUCCUCAGCCAACACCCCUGGGCUCCGGUGCUGGAGAGCAUCUCUCAUCCUGUGUAAUUCUGUUCUCUGUGUCCCUAGUACUGAAGGCAAUAAAAUCCUUCUUUUAU
Messenger RNA from Poecile atricapillus (Black-capped chickadee), 3998 nucleotides. It is a transcript of the gene ATF6, whose product is annotated as activating transcription factor 6. The transcript is spliced from 16 exons. The record is from RefSeq and is a predicted model, not a curated record. Gene Ontology annotation, molecular function: RNA polymerase II cis-regulatory region sequence-specific DNA binding; DNA-binding transcription factor activity, RNA polymerase II-specific. Bases 52 to 2055 code for a protein of 667 amino acids. Gene Ontology annotation, cellular component: nucleus. Gene Ontology annotation, biological process: endoplasmic reticulum unfolded protein response; regulation of transcription by RNA polymerase II. Lineage: Eukaryota; Metazoa; Chordata; Aves; Passeriformes; Paridae.